Molecule: messenger RNA, 1281 nt
Organism: Didymodactylos carnosus
Lineage: Eukaryota; Metazoa; Rotifera; Eurotatoria; Philodinida; Philodinidae
Source: the annotation of a GenBank genome assembly
CACUGUAGAUACAAUUUGUAGCUUAAAAUAACAAACGACAAAUGAUCUCGAAUGAUUAGUAUCUACAUUACACGGGAUAAUGAGUUGAACACCUAGAACGUGCGUAUAUUGCUGAAGUAAUUUGUUUUUAUUUUUGUUCUAGUCGCCUAUGAAUUAUAUGAUCAAACAAAUAAUAAACCAACGAUUUUAUCACCAGCGUCUUCCAUUUCUGUGAUAACAAGGAUCCUAGUAGGAUUACUUGACCUGGGUAGAUUAUAUGAACUAGUUAUAUUACUACAAUAUCAUACGAAACAUUUGUAUUUGUUAAGCAAAUCUGUUGUUCCCCAAAUGAAUAACCGGUCUCUCAAUGACUACGAUUUAUUUCAGUCUUUAAUUCCAGUCAAUAAUGGUUUAUCGUCUCAUAGUAAACCGACAUCAUCAUUACAAUCUACGUUUUUAUCAUCUAGUCGUGGUACUAUGCCUCCACCUGUCGCACGUAAGCCAUCGCGGCUUUGUCAUUUAUCAUCGUUUCAAGCUUCAGAUUCUUCAUAUCAUCCUCCAUCCAAUAUUGAUCGUGUUCAUUUGAGNAUAACAACAAAUGAAAGGAAAAAAUCAGUAUCAACAGAUAAAAGAUUUGCAAAAGGUGUUGUUAUCGACGCAUUUCGGCUUGCUAGGGUACCUGGUAGAGAACAAAUGGUGAUAUUAUCUGAAGAUAUAUAUCGUAAACGUGAUUAUUAUGCAUUAAAAAUAUUGAAAAAAGGUGAUAUAUUAGCACGUAAUGAAGUUGAAAGUUUAAUAUCAGAAAAACGUAUAUUCGAAGUCAUUAAUUGUUCUCAUUAUCCAUUUUUAAUUAAUUUGUAUUCAUGUUUUCAAACAUGUGAUAUUUGUUAUGGAAUAUGCUUAUGGUGGCUUAGAAUUUUACAUCAAAAGAAGAUUGUGUAUAGAGAUUUAAAAUUGGAUAAUUUAUUAUUGGAUAAAGGUUAUCUUAAAAUUUCUGAUUUUGGCUUAUGUAACGAAGGUAUGGGCUACGGCGAAACAACAAGUACAUUUUGUGGCACACCUGAAGUAAUAGCAAUAAACAUUAUAUUGUGUAAUAAUGUUCUCGUCUAUGAAAUGCUGGUCGGUAAAUCUCUCUUUCCCGGCGAUGAUGAAGAAGAAAUAUUUGACAGUAUUGUUAAUGAUGAAGUGAAUUAUCCAAAAUUUUUAUCGAUUGAAGCAAUUACAAUUAUGAAAAGGUUAUUAAGAAAAAAUGUCUCUCAUCGACUUGGAGUGGGUGAAAACAGUGCUGAAGACGUCCACUAA